Molecule: messenger RNA, 2033 nt
Organism: Eremothecium gossypii ATCC 10895
Lineage: Eukaryota; Fungi; Ascomycota; Saccharomycetes; Saccharomycetales; Saccharomycetaceae
Product: endo-beta-N-acetylglucosaminidase
Exons: 1
Biological process (GO): protein deglycosylation
Cellular component (GO): cytoplasm
Molecular function (GO): mannosyl-glycoprotein endo-beta-N-acetylglucosaminidase activity
Source: RefSeq, marked provisional
AUGAGCAGGCGAACUAUUACGGUGUUCGGACUAAUAAGCCGCCGUCGAAAGAAUACGAGCAAAACAGCAGUAAGUUGCAUAGUAGCUAUGUUGCGCUACGUUUUGAGUCAUACGACGAGCUUCUGGAUUGGUUUGAGGGGUGCAGUAACGGUACAGCACUAGGGCCAACAGACAGGGCGAAUGUAGCGCGUGAGAAGCUGGAGAACUACCUGACUACACAACGAACGAAUGGCGCUGGGCAUGGCAUAGGCAGUAAGUUGCACCCAUCCGUGACAGUGCUCCACGAUGCGAAAAGUGGUUACGAUGUUUGUGAAGAUAAGCUCGUGUUGGGAGACUACGACCAUCCUAGCGGGAACCACUACUGGCUACGGUGGCCGGAGCUGGUUGAUGAGUUUAUUUACUUUUCUCACAGUUUUCUUACUGUGCCUAGCGCUACAUGGGUAAAUUGCUUGCAUAGGCACGGAAUACCGGUUGUUGGGUCCUUUGUGUUGCAAGAAGUUGAAGGACGGUACACCGACCCCAGUUUGUUCCGUCGCGAUGAUGACGGCGAAUACCGAUUGGUAAAAAUACUGGUGAGCCUGUGUCAACUAUUUCAUUUUGAAGGUUGGCUACUGAAGUUCGAGACCCGUUUCACCGGAGGUCCCAGAAGUGCUAUGGACUUUGUCCGUGCGCUGCAGAAUAGACUCAGGACAAAUGUCAAACAGGGGCGGCUAAUAUGGUGUGACUCGUAUGUGACUACGCUCAAUAAACCGCUCCCCCAAAAUGAGGUUAACUCCAAUAAUUGGGACUUUUUUAACAUUUCCGAUAAGGUAUUGACUAACGCUUCUUGGGACGUUCAUAACCUUGAAAACACAGUUCAAAACGUCGGCGCCAUUUCGGUUCAAAACAAACUUCUUUGGGGUGUUGAUGUUUGGGGGCGUGGCAUGAAAGUAGGGACCGGUGGGCUUACUUCCGAUCAGCCCGUAAAGCUGAUCGCAAAGUUCGGUAGUAACGUUUGUCUGAUUGCACCGGCUUGGGAUUAUGAAAACUUCCAGUAUAAUGAUUUUCUUGAUGUGGACGAUGAGUUUUGGACUUCCAUCAGGAGAAAGAUAAGCCGCAUGAAUUAUGAUGAAAGUAUGCAUAACAAUGUUUCUUGGUUCAUUAACAAUGAUAGCAUAUCUUUUCUCACGUUCUUCUCCACUGGUGCUGGCACCUUCUUCAAUUUCAAUGGCAGUAAAAUAUCUUCGAAAAAUUGGGUCCAGCUGUCGAUGUCGACACCGAUGCCUAUAAAGAACGACUUACUGACGUUAGACAAAUCUGAUUCCUUUAUUGGGGGAAGCUGUCUAUCCAUCACUAUUCCUAAGUUUCAGUCAGAACCGAUUAGAUUGUUUAACUUUCAACGUCAGUUCAAAGCCGGCGUUGUCGACAACUACCAGCUGAAAAUCCAUCUAUGUCAUAAAGGGUAUAUCAAAGGCAUUCUUCCAUUUGUAUUGGUAAAAUGUUAUAUUAUUAGACGGACCAAGAAAACCAGUCAUAUGAUUAAAGUCAAAGAUUUGUCUAUAAAAGUGCCUCUUGAGCCGGUAAAUGCUUGGGAAUAUGCAACCGCAACAGUGAAUAUCCCAAAAUUAUCUGUCUCAUUCAACGAAGAGUUCUUGAUUGAGUCGUGUGAAUUAGAUUGGGGAAUAAAUUCUUUUGAAGUUGCAGAUCUAGGUGAAGAACCCUGGCUCAUCAUUCCAGAGGAUGUAAGUGCUACCGAGACAGAUUCUGUCCACUCACAUUAUCAUAGUAAAAGCAACAUCUCGCUCGGGUUAUUCUCCGUCGAAAUUACUCAAAAGCAGAAGAGCAAUAUAUACAGUGAGACAAGAUUAUCCUUCUCAAACGGCCACCUGGAGUGGACUGAUAUCGAUGACACAUUUAUGUGGCUUGUUCUUGAAGAACAUCGCUUGAAGGGUAUUACUUUCGUGAACUUCUGGCCAACAGCAUCUCCCCAUGGGCUACAGCUAUAUAAAGUUCAGCGUAACGGUGAAAUAACCGACGUUGGAUCUUAUAGCUAG